AGCACAAAGGAAGUAUAUAGGAUCCCACAACGACUAGCGCCCGGACCGAUGUCUUGUAUCGCAGCGCUCCCCUCAGCGCUGGGGCCAUUAUCGAGAAUUGCAAGUGCCAUCUUCACCUUUGCGUUUCCGUUCGAGUAUUCGGCACACGUUGCCAGAAACUUAGGGAAAAGCGCGAAACGAGGGCGGUUGCCUUGCCAAGUCCUUUAUUUUCCCUUCAGCGGAGGCAAGCGCCACACCGUGUUCCAGGUGUUUGCCUGGGCGCUGUGGAUCCUGUCCGCUGCCAUCUCGCUGCACACCUGGCAUUCAGUCCUCACCGGCGAAGGAGCUAGCGGCGGCCCUAUCGGCUCGCGCCGACUGCUGGGGCUGCACCUGGAUGCGGCGUCGGGAGCUGCUGCGGUGUCAGGGCUGUGGUCGCAGCUGUUUCUCAUCAAGGCGCUCCUGGUCUUCGAUGCCAGCGCCGGACGCAAACGGCGCAGUCAAGGCAGCACUCGUGAUGUGCCAGGGGAGAAGUAUGGAGAAUGCAACGGCGCUGUCGUCAACGGGAACUUCAGCGCGCUGAAGGGGCGGCGGGGCCAACACACGGCUGCCGCCGCCUCCACCGGUACAGUCGCCGCGGAUGGCAGCGGCGGCCGCUCCGCAGCUGGAGGAGGCGGUGGCGGCGUGCUGCAUGCCGAGCAGCUGCUUUUAGAGAGCUCCCUGGCGCCCUCCGAGCAUCAACAGCUUCUGGCCCCCCGCGCUGCGGCUCACGUGGUGUGCUGGCUGGGCGGCGGCGCCAUGUCGGUCACGGGCUGCCUGCUGCUGCUGGCGCUGGAGCACAUGCCCGACACGCAGUCCAGGGUGCUGUACUGCUGCCUGGCGCUGUCGUGUGUGUUCAUCGGCGCCAGCAGCACCCACGGCCUGGGUGGCUACCUGCGCCACGUGGCCGCGGGGGCGGCGCGCACAGCCGGCGCCGCCAUACGCCGCAGCAGCAGCGGCAGCACCAGCGCCGGCGGCUGCCGCCCGCCUGCCGGCAGCGAGGAGGCGGAGAUGGAGGCGGAGGGCGGCGGCGUGAGCAGCAGCAGCAGCAGUGGGGACCGCGGCUGGCGCUUCUUCCAGCCGUUCCAGGGCGGGUCGGUGUUCGUGGCGACGCAGGCCAUCGGCUGGACGCUGUUCUCGGCCAGUGUGGUGUGCGUGCUGCUGCUGGCCAAGCAGCUGGUGGCGGGCGUGGGCUACUGCCUGCGCUGCUGGGCGCUGGCGGCGGGGGCGCUCAUCAUGGCCACGCAGCUGGUGCUGGGCCUGUCCAUCCUGACCUAUCAGCAGCGCGGCGCCGCCCGCCGCCUGCUGCUGCGCCCGGCGCUGAGGAACCCGCGCGCAGAGCUGGAGCGGGCCGCAGGCCUGGUGAUGCCGGUGGUGCUCAUGUACCUGCCGCUGCACAUCGCGCUGGCGGCCGUGGCCGCAACCUGCGUGCUGCUGCCGCCCGGCGCCGCCGCCGCCGCCGUGGCCGGCGUGCUGCUGCCCUACUUCGCCCUCACCCUGCCCGGCCACCCCGCACACACCGGCUGCCGGCGCUGGCCGUGGCUGUGCGCCUGGUUCAGCCGCAACGUGGAGUCCAGCCUGGCGUGGUGGGCGGGGCGGCUGGAGGUGGUGCGCGACUUCGACGGCACCGCAGACCAGGCGGCGGAGCAGGCGCUGGCGGAGCAGAGGCAGAGGCAGAGGAGGAGGAGGAGGAGGGGGCAGCGGGUGAAGGAGAAGGAGCUGGCGGGGGAGGAGGCGGCGGCCAGCGAUCUGAAAGAGGAGAGAGGAGAGGACGAGAGAGGAGAGGCAGGGGCACAGGGGCAGAGUGAGGCGCGCGAGGAAGAGGCGGGCAGCAAAGCCACAGGCGGCGAGCAACAGCGGGAACCGGAGGAGAAGCAGCCGGAGGAGGAGGAGGCGGAGGAGCAGGAGGAGGAGCCGCAGGAGGCCCGGCGCUAUGUGCUGGGCUUCCACCCGCACGGGCUGUACCCCACCGGCGCGGGCUUCGUGCCGCUCAUGCCCUCCGUGCAGGCGGCCUUCCCGGGCAGGUCCAUCCUCACGCUCACCGCCAACAUCGUGCACUACGCGCCCGGCCUGAGGGACAUCGCGGGCUGGGCGGGAUUCCGACAGGUGACCCGCGCCACCUUCCGGCGCGCGCUGCACGAGGCCGGCGCCGUGCUGCUGUGCCCCGGCGGCCAGGCCGAGCUGGUGUACGCCGACAGAGCCUUCCCGCGACAACAGCAAUACCACAAGCACCACCAGCAGGAGCAGCAGCAGCAGGUGCAGCAGCAGCAGGUGCAGCAGCAGAUGCAGCAGCUGCUCACCACCGCGGCCGGCGGCCCCGCGGCGGGCCCGCUGCUGCGCCUGCUGCGCAGCCUGUGGGCAAUGCUGGGGGGCCGGCGUGGGGCCGGUGCGGGGCCGGCGGCGCCGCUGCCGGCACCGCCGUGCACGGUCACGUGCACCACGCCCUCCGGUUCGGUCACUCGAGUGGUGUCCGCGUACCCGCCCGCGCCCACGGCCGCACCUGCGACUGCGCCGGCAGUGGCCGCGAGUGCGGCGCCAGCAACCGCCACAGCAACCGCCGCAGCAACCGCCGCAGCAACCGCCACAGCAACCGCCGCGGCAACCGCCGCGGCCACGGCCGCCAUGGUGCCGAGCAAGGUCAUGGGUGGGGCAGAGGCCGGCGUCCGCGGUAGCGCCAGCGGCGGCGGCGGUGCCGGCGACGUGGCUGCGGCGCGGCCACACAGCAGCGAGGGCCAGGCCGGUACUGCAGGCGGCGGUGGCGGCGGCGGCGGCGGCGGCGGCGGCGGCGGCCCGGGUGGCGAGGACGGCGUUGUGGCUGCGGGCAGUGUGACCGCCAUUGUGGCCUCCUCCGCCUCGACCGAGUCCCUGUCCUCCUUAUCCCAUCAGGACGGCCAGAAGGGCGACCGCCAGCCGCAUCAUCAGCAGCAGCAACAACAGCAGCAGGCGCCGCCGGCUUGUCCGCCGCCCUCGCGCUCGCCCGGCUCCUCCCGGCCACACCAGCUGGUCAUCUACGCCGGCCACCAGGGCUUUGUGCGUCUGGCGCUGGAGGAGGGAGCCUGGCUGGUGCCGGUGCUGGCCAUUGGCGAGACGCUGCAGUUGGCAAACCUCAUCUCCGCGCCCGAGCUGCAGCGGGCCACCUACAAGCGCCUGGGCUUCCCCGUGCCAUUCAUCCUGGCUGGCAGGUGGGGCGUGACCACGCUGCCGCUGCGCAACCCGCUGGUGUACGUGCUGGGCAAACCCCUGGCACCGCCCCCCGGCUGGGCCGCGGAGCGCCGCUGGCAGCUGGCAGCGGCGGGGCAGCAGCCGCAGCAGCCGCAACACCAGCAGCGGCAACAGCAGCAACAACAGCAGCAGCAGAAGGCAACGCAUUGUGUGGAAGGCAAGCACGGGGGGAAGAGGGGCGAGGGCGCCGCCGAGAAGACGGCUGGCUUGCGGCGGAGGCAAGGUGGAGGCGGCGCCGGCGGUGGAGGCGGCCAGCGGGGGGCGGCGCCGCCCGCGUCGUCAUCUUCAGCCGCCUGCGGGACGGUGGUGGUGCCGCAGGCGCUUGUGGACGCCUACCACGCCGCCUUCUACGCGGCCGUGGCGGACCUGUGGGCGGCACACCGCCACCGCCACCCCGUGCUGGCGGGGGCGGAGCUGGUGUUCGAGUGGGGGCGGCACGGCCCGCCGCAGGGCUGGGGGGAGGGCAAGUGAGGGCGUGUGAGGGCAACUGAGGGCAUGUGAGGGCGUGUGAGGUGCAAUGAGCGAGGGCGAGGGAAGGGUGAGGAAAGGCAUGCGCGGGCAGGGUACGGCACGGGCAGGGAAGAGAGGAAGCAGGAUUGGAGGGCAGCAGCCGAGCAUGUGGAGGACGCAAGAGUCGACAGCAGGAGGCCGGGAGGGGAGGGGGAGCACAACUGCGCAGGCGGAUGGUGAUAUGCGAGCGGAAGCGAGGAGGGGGCAGCACUGGGUAGAUGAGUGGCUAGCCAACCAUGGGGUGAUGAAUACCGGAUAGAUUGUGCAGGCACAGAUGAUAAAGCGGGACUUGUGUGACGGAGCGAAUGCGGAAAAGCGGAGGAGGGCUUGAGCAUCAGGAGUGUUGAUUGGAACAAUGGAACUGGCAGGCGCGCAUGGUAUGGGCAAAUACGACCGAAAGGCAGUGAAUGUGCAGCAGAGACAGGCGAGGCUGGCAGAGGUGUGAUUGCAGCGCUGCACGAGUGGAGGAAAUGAGGCGUGCCUCAUAAAGGUGGUGCUACAGGAGCUACAGGCUAAAGCAGCAGGGGUGUGAACCUGUCAAGCUUGUGCCAACCGUAGAGUUACGCAAAUGAGAGGAGCUCGGGAGCCUCUGAACGCAUUAGGUUGCGCGGCGAGCCGCCGGCCGAAGACACGGCGGCGGCAUUGUGUGCGGCAGUGCAGUUGUCUGGAUGGCCAGAGAAUGUAAUGUAUUGCAUCA
Messenger RNA from Chlamydomonas reinhardtii, 4444 nucleotides. RefSeq lists its product as uncharacterized. The coding region runs from base 49 to 3708 and encodes 1219 amino acids. Gene Ontology annotation, biological process: lipid metabolic process. Lineage: Eukaryota; Viridiplantae; Chlorophyta; Chlorophyceae; Chlamydomonadales; Chlamydomonadaceae. The transcript has 14 exons. The record is from RefSeq and is a predicted model, not a curated record.